This is a messenger RNA of Amorphotheca resinae ATCC 22711, 861 nucleotides long. RefSeq lists its product as hypothetical. Gene Ontology annotation, biological process: transmembrane transport. Lineage: Eukaryota; Fungi; Ascomycota; Leotiomycetes; Helotiales; Amorphothecaceae. Gene Ontology annotation, molecular function: transmembrane transporter activity. The record is from RefSeq and is a predicted model, not a curated record. The coding region runs from base 1 to 861 and encodes 286 amino acids. The transcript has 3 exons.
AUGAGAAUUCAAGUCACAGUGGCGGAGGAUCACUCUACCGCACAUGCUAGGAUGGGGUGGUGUAUUUUGAAGGACCGGGUCAUGGAAUUCGUCCCUGGUAUGCAGUCCAGCACGAUUCGAUACUUUGAUGAUCUUGAGAAACCGCAAGUAGCGACAUUUGAACACUCUGGCUUGAAAUACGACGCAUCUGGACCGGCUUCCAUCAUUCUGAUCCCACAACCAAGUGACGACCUAGAUUAUCUUCUUAACUCUGUGGAAACGAGAUGUCAUUCUCGUCGUUCUUUCGCUUAUCUUAAUCUCCACGACACCCCUCGGUCCCAUCCUUGCUACAACACGUUGACACUUUCUUUUUACUUCCGUCUUAAAUUCACAAAUAUUGUUAUUCUUACAGGCUACCUCUUUCUUGGUGUAGGAAUUGCAGGAGAAAUAUUUGUUCCGUCCUCCAGAGUAUGGGGGAAAGCCCAUUUGUCUCUUCUCGGGACCAUUAUUUCUAUAUUCUCAAGUGCCUGCGGUUGGAGACUUCUACUUCGUUCACGUGCAUACAAUUAUACCCCUUUUUACCAUGAAGUUGUUGAUUCUGAUAGUGGCAUGCUUUUGCAGAAGGGAGGCAAGCGUAUGGCUCUGACAAACCUGGCAGUUUAUGGCGGUUCGGUUUUCACCCCCGUUCUGGUCGGCAAGAUCACCCAUACCAUCGGAUGGCAAUGGACGUUCUACUUCGUUGCCAUAUUGUCGAGCGCCUGCCUACCUCUUGUCUUCCUCAGGAAACUUCAUACCGUCGCUCUACACCUCAACCGACGCCAACACACUAAAGAAGAGCUUUCUGCAGACACUUUUACCUGCCGAUGGCAGAAAAUCAGAUGA